Molecule: messenger RNA, 1425 nt
Organism: Danaus chrysippus (African queen)
Lineage: Eukaryota; Metazoa; Arthropoda; Insecta; Lepidoptera; Nymphalidae
Source: the annotation of a GenBank genome assembly
AUGGCGAUGUAUGCGUUUUUCUACUGUGCUUUUUUUCUUGGGGUAUCAAGUGAAUUUGUUUGGAAACACCAUAACAAUGAAGAGUUGUCUGCGAUACUAGAAGAAGUUCACGAAAACUGCCCCAAUAUUACUAGAGUUUACGCUUUAACAGAACCAUCAGUGAGAAAUGUACCAUUGUAUGUUAUUGAAUUUUCUGACACUCCCGGAUUUCACCAACCAUAUAAACCAGAAGUUAAAUACGUCGGAAACAUACAUGGUAAUGAGGUUUUGGGACGCGAAUUACUUUUGGGCCUGGCAUAUUACUUAUGUGAAGAAUAUAAUAAACACGAUCGUCGUAUAAGAAAUUUGAUUCACAACACUCGCAUACACUUACUGCCUUCCAUGAAUCCCGAUGGCUGGCAGUUAUCAACUGACACAGGUGGUCAGGAUUUUCUAUUGGGGCGUAACAACAAUCAUUCAGUGGAUUUGAACAGGAAUUUCCCAGAUCUAGAUGCGAUAACAUUUGAAUUUGAAAGACAAGGAAUCAGCCACAACAAUCAUUUACUCAAAGACCUCACACGUCUUGCAGCACCAUUGGAGCCAGAAACUCGAGCUGUAAUGAGAUGGAUAAUGUCCGUUCCAUUUGUACUGAGUGCAGCCAUGCAUGGUGGGGAUCUGGUAGCAAACUAUCCAUAUGAUGAGAGCAGGAGUGGAGCUCCUGUGUCUGAAUAUUCAGCCAGCCCCGAUGACGAUACUUUUAGGGAAUUAGCCAUGACAUAUGCUGAAGCCCAUGCAGAUAUGGCAUCUGCUAAUAGACCAGGCUGUCGUUUUGGGGAUGAAAGUAAUGCAUAUAACUUUGGAAAGCAAGGAGGUGUUACUAAUGGCGCAGCCUGGUAUAGUCUGAGAGGAGGCAUGCAAGAUUUUAAUUAUCUAGCGACGAAUGCUUUCGAAGUGACUCUAGAGCUUGGUUGUCAGAAGUAUCCUUAUGAGAAAGAUUUAGAAAAGGAAUGGUUACGUAAUAAGGACGCGUUGUUAGCUUAUAUAUGGAAAGCCCAUACUGGUAUUAAGGGGAUUGUUAAAGAUGAUUCCGGCUUCAUACAAAACGCUGUGAUAUCCGUCGUCAAUAUAACCGAUUCUGUUCCACGGCCUAUAAGACACGACAUUACUAGCGGUAUAUACGGUGACUACUACCGUCUACUAACUCCGGGUCAUUACGAAGUGACUGCCAGCCAUCCCGGGUACUUCCCUGUAUCACGAGUCGUCACCGUGCCCACACACCAGACUUCGGCGAGGAUACUCAACUUCAAACUAGAGCCUACAACGAGCUGGUUCGACGAUUAUACCUUCGGCGUUUACCCUCAUGGUCUUAGAGACGGCCAGCCGCGGAUUUACAAACGAUCCCUCUACCACAAGGUCGCCAACGCUAUGCUCGAUAAGACGCACUGA